Molecule: messenger RNA, 1293 nt
Organism: Lingula anatina
Lineage: Eukaryota; Metazoa; Brachiopoda; Lingulata; Lingulida; Lingulidae
Product: ketimine reductase mu-crystallin
Cellular component (GO): cytoplasm
Molecular function (GO): hormone binding
Source: RefSeq, a predicted model, not a curated record
CUUUUCAAACAGAGAUAAUGGCGGGAUUGUCCAACCCGUGCGGUCGGUUGUACCAGUCGCAAAAUAUCAAGGGUACAUCAUCUUUACAAUACAAAUUACAGCCAAAUUCAUUGAUCCAUGCAUUUUUUUGCUACACCCUUAUUCAUACAGAGCCAGGGAUAAUUAUUUUAAGAAUACAGGGCCCUAAAUCAUGAUCAGCUACAUCUAUAUGAUACUGAUAUACCACAAUGACUGUAUAAAAUAUCUCACCACUGUGGCAAUAAAAAUUAAUUUAUGGUUUCUUGGAGUAAUGCCAUGCUUCUCUGCUCACGAACAUGUCUUAGCAACCAAGUUGGUAGCAUUUUAUCCAACUAACUAUGACAAAGGUUUACCAACACACAUGGCAACUUUGAUGGUAUUUGAUCCAGAAAAUGGGAGCCUCAAAGCAAUAAUGGAUGGAGAGGUAAUUACAAAUCUAAGGACAGCAGCAGCCUCAGCAGUGGCUACAAAGUAUUUGGCCAAUCCUAAAUCACAAGUCCUUGCUAUAAUUGGGGCAGGGCACCAAGCCAGGAGUCACCAUCAAGCCUUGUCAACAUUGUUCAACUUUACAGAGGUAAACAUAUACAGUAGAACUUUGGAAAGUGCAGAGAAGCUCUCCCAGGAGAUAGGUAGCACAGCUAAGGCAUGCAGCAGUGUAGAGGAAGCUGUAAAAAGAGCAGAUAUCAUAGUAACUGUUACAUUUUCCAAAGUCCCAGUGUUGUUUGCGAAGUGGGUAAAACCAGGAGCACAUGUGAAUGCUGUAGGUGCUUGUCGUCCAGACUGGCAAGAAAUUGACCCUGACUUGAUGCGAGGGUCUGUAUUGUAUGUGGACAGUAGAGAAGGGGCAAUGAAAGAAUCUGGAGAUGUAAUCCUUUCCAAGGCUGAAGUUUAUGCAGAAGUUGGGGAGGUAGUCAAUGGCACAAAGGAGGCCUUUUGUGAGAAAACCACAGUGUUCAAAUCACUUGGCAUGGCUGUAGAAGAUGCAGUGUCAGCAAACUUGGUCCUGGCUAAGUUGAGAACAACAUAGAGACAGAAGCCAAGCCAUCAAAUAGAAAAUGUGGAGUAAACACAUUAUCAUCCCAAGAUGCACAUAAAAUAGCAAAGUGAUAUUUCAGUGAGGAUGAAAAUAAUAAUCAUGAUAAUAUAAUAUUAGCAAAAGUAACAAUAAUGAUAACAAUAUAACAGCAGAGCCCAAUGCUGACUUGUGUCUAUUAAAGGGAUAACAACUGUUCAUUUUGGCCAAAAACUGGAUUUUCCUGUAGUAAAGGACAAUUU